Erpetoichthys calabaricus (reedfish) is the source of this 2246-nucleotide messenger RNA. RefSeq names its product sperm acrosome associated 9 (gene spaca9). The record is from RefSeq and is a predicted model, not a curated record. The transcript is spliced from 3 exons. The coding region runs from base 104 to 811 and encodes 235 amino acids. Lineage: Eukaryota; Metazoa; Chordata; Cladistia; Polypteriformes; Polypteridae. Gene Ontology annotation, cellular component: sperm flagellum; ciliary base; acrosomal vesicle.
AUCAAUCAGUUUAUGGUUUUGAAAGGGUAACCCAUUUGCUUUGAGACCCACAGCCUAAACUAUACUACCUGUGCCUUUUUCUGUCCCCACAGUAACCACCAAAAUGGAGAAAUUAAAGAAUAAGCUCUCCGUCAUUCAACAGAAAGUUCAGCGUUUCCGCCAGCAGCAGUUCACUUUCAUCACUGCUCUGGAGCGCACACGGGAACGGGCCCAGCAGAGGACAAAGCCCAUCUCGAGUAUUGCUCAGGUGCAAUGCUGCUUAGACGAGUACUGUCAGAACGCCACGGACCGCCGUGUUCUCUCGCUCUUUCUGGAGAUUGUACACGACCUCAAUGGGCUUCUUCAGCAAACUGAAAACCAGUUUACUGCUGCCAGCAACCAGCAAAUUGAGAGCCUGGAGGAGUGCAAGAGGCUUCUGAACCCCAACAAUGAUCUAAGUCGCCUAAGAGCCAGAUACCCACAUGAUGAGGUGAACCGCCUAAGCUGCGAUGAGGCCCGAAAUUAUUAUGGAGGAGUGGUAAGCUUGAUUCCCAUCAUCCUGGAUCACCUUCAGCAGGGCCUGUUGGCUGCCGAGCGCCUUCAGAGAACAGCAAAGCCAGUUGUGGAAGGAGGCAAUGAGGUGUCCUCAGAGAACCCAGACGCCGUCGCACCAGCAUCCACGCCAAGGUCUCGAAGUGGCCGUGUCCUGAAGAAGACAACUGGAACUCAGUCAUUGCUGCACUGUAACCUGCACAAGCCAAAUGGCCACUCAGAGCUUUGGCAUGGUGGCAAACCAGCAUGGAGACCACCUGGUCGCACUAACAAAUUCUGACAUUGGCUUUUCAGCUGCUGAUGUUCAGUCAUUGAUUUAUAUGAAGGCUUACCUCUUAAUCAUUGUCUUACAACACCGAACAACAAAAUUAUUUAAAAAAAAAAAAAAAAAAAAAAAUUUUGCUUCCUGAAAAAUCUUUGGCGAUUACGAUAGCUUCAAGCAGAAGACAAUUUCAGAUUGACUGUAUGACAAAGGAAUUUGGAGAAACAGGAAAUUAACUUGUACUGAAUUUAGUGUGUUUAACCACUUAAUGAUGCUACCACGUUGCAUCAGUUCAACUAAGCUCAAAAUGUUUUUGUCACAGUCCAACAUUUGUUGGCCAGCAUUGAUGGGAAUCCACUUUCCCAUCGUUGCCAUGUCCUGGUGAAAUCUAUCACCAUGUACAGUACUUUCCUGUUGAUGCUGGUGCACUCAGUGACACAGUCCAUGCGUGAAUACAGAAUGACGCAUCUUUAGCACCAUGUUGCACUUCAUUUUUUCGUAUGAUUGAAACAGUCAACCAUUUGCCAAGAAAAUCCUUAAAUACAUACUUGAAUGCCUCCCAUACGAUUUCCACUGGCCCCACCAGAAGACCUUCCACUGGUCUGAUUUGUAUACCAACAAAAAUGCCGUGGUCUCAGUUAAUUGAGGCAACAUCUGUGCCAAGUAUUGAAAUCCUUCACCUUUCUUCACUUCCAUCAAAUUUUGCAUCAGUCUAGGUUUUGUAAGUAAAAAUACCUUUUUUUGCUCAACUGUUUUAUGCGCCCCUUUUUUCUGCUGUGGUCAACCAGUUCUUUUUAAUGUAAUGAGACUCUUUGGCUCAUCCGUCACAUUUGCAGUACUUGGUAUAACUAAGCUGCAGUGCCAACACUUUAAGAUGGGUACAGAUGUUCCCAGUUGUAGUUAUUGUAUUCUAACAAGAUGAGGGGAAAUCACAAAAAAUGGCGAUAUAAUAAAACUCAUACAUUAUGACAAAAUCAAAGUGCGAGUUUUGUGAUCAGCAGGGCAAAUAUCCAUAGGAUAAACCCAAAAGUAUUCAGGAAGCAAAAUGUUGUCGUCCAGUCAAAUUGUAGCAAACACUUGGCUUAUCCACGUCAGCACUUCUAUCCAGCAUAAAGCACACAAUUCAAAUGGGCAUCACUUCAGUUCCUGGAGAGGAACUCUGGCUGAUGAUUCAGGGUUAUUCUGUCUAACACCCAAUGCUAGUAGCAAACUUCCUGUGAGGUUAGUGCCCUUGGUGAUGGAAAAAGUCUAAAGGCGACACCAGGGGUUAGACUGGUGUGAUAAGUGCAGUCUACAAAUUUCAUAAAAUCUAACAGCUUAACUACAUCAGACUAGGGAUAUUAUUGCAGAUUCAAAUUCACAUUUGUACAUAAUUGCCAAAUGAAAUGGUAAAUGCAGCUUACAAGCUCGAGUCAUUUGUUUUGGGACUUGCUCACAUAGUCCAGGGAUAAAA